Meriones unguiculatus (Mongolian gerbil) is the source of this 1498-nucleotide messenger RNA. It is a transcript of the gene Slc25a39, whose product is annotated as solute carrier family 25 member 39. NCBI's taxonomy places the organism in Eukaryota, Metazoa, Chordata, Mammalia, Rodentia, Muridae. The record is from RefSeq and is a predicted model, not a curated record. The transcript is spliced from 12 exons. Bases 172 to 1251 code for a protein of 359 amino acids. Gene Ontology annotation, biological process: mitochondrial transmembrane transport.
GGGGCUCGGCUCUGCCGGGGGCGGGGCCUGCUCCACCGCUCUUCCCGGCGGCCGCUGUGCGGAGCGGGCGCGCGCGGACCCUGCACCGGCCGCGGAGCCGCUAUGGGCCCGCCCGGCCCCUGGCGUGGCGCGCCUCAAGCACCGGCUCAGAGCCAGGAUUGAAACUUCAAGAUGGAUAAUCAGGAUCCUGGGGGCAUUAGCCCCCUUCAGCAAAUGGUGGCCUCGGGAGCUGGGGCUGUGGUCACCUCCCUUUUCAUGACACCGCUGGAUGUGGUGAAGGUCCGACUUCAGUCUCAGAGGCCCUCAGUAGCAGGGGAAUUGACACCUCUCUCCAGAUUCUGGAGUCUCUCCUACACCAAAUCACCCUCCACUCUCCAAGCCCCAGGGAAGUGCCUCCUUUACUGCAAUGGUGUCCUGGAGCCCCUGUACCUGUGCCCAAAUGGUACUCGCUGUGCCUCCUGGUUUCAGGAUCCUACACGAUUCACUGGUACCUUGGACGCCUUUGUGAAGAUUGUGAGACAUGAGGGCACCAGGACCCUGUGGAGCGGCCUCCCAGCCACCUUGGUGAUGACUGUACCAGCUACCGCCGUCUACUUCACAGCCUAUGACCAACUCAAGGCCUUCCUGUGUGGUCAGUCGUUGACCUCUGACCUCUAUGCACCCAUGGUGGCUGGUGCCCUCGCCCGCAUGGGCACCGUGACAGUGAUCAGCCCCUUGGAGCUUGUACGGACCAAGCUGCAGGCUCAGCACGUGUCAUACCGGGAACUAGCUACCUGUGUUCAGGCUGCGGUGGCUCAGGGAGGCUGGCGCUCACUGUGGCUGGGCUGGGGUCCCACAGCCCUCCGAGACGUGCCCUUCUCAGCUCUGUACUGGUUCAACUACGAGCUGGUGAGGAGCUGGCUGAAUGGGCUAAGACCAAAAGACCAGACAUCUGUGGGGGUCAGCUUUGUAGCCGGUGGCAUCUCAGGAAUGGUGGCUGCCACCCUUACUCUACCCUUUGAUGUGGUGAAGACACAGCGACAGAUGGCACUGGGGGCCUUGGAGGCUAUGAGAGUGAAGCCCCCAAGAGUUGACUCCACCUGGCUCCUGCUUCGGAGAAUCCAGGCCGAAUCUGGCACCAGGGGACUCUUUGCAGGCUUCCUCCCAAGGAUCAUCAAGGCUGCGCCUUCGUGUGCCAUCAUGAUCAGCACUUAUGAGUUUGGCAAAAGCUUCUUCCAGAGGCUCAACCAGGAACAGCCUCUGGGCCGCUGAAAGGCUGAGUGAGCCAAGUGCCUUCCCAGCCCUGUCCAGGCUGUCCUCACCCUCCUGCUGUUCCCCUUCCCAGGAUCACCACUCGCCCACCUCCAAGUUCAAGACCAAAUCUGACGAUUGCCCCUCCUUUGUAUCCCCCUUUAUGUUUGUUGUGGCUUGGCCCUGACAAAUCGAGAUCUUGGGCCAGGCCGUGUUCUCGGCCCUGUUCGUUCCCUGUCUAAAGAUGACAUUCUGUGCACUGCUGUGA